UGGGGACUUUUGAAUUUUAGUUGGCGACACUGAUUGUAAGGGGCAAGGGGGGUGAAGAAAACGUAACCCAAGCGUGUUUUGCCGGCAUAAAAACUAAACUUUUUCCAAUUAUAACAAAGUUUUCACAAUGAAAUUAGUAAGGUUUUUAAUGAAACUGAGUCAUGAAACAGUCACAAUGGAGCUGAAAAAUGGCACACAAGUCCACGGCACUAUAACCGGCGUAGAUGUGGCCAUGAAUACGCACUUAAAAGCUGUAAAAGUGACUGUAAAAAACCGAAAUCCUGUAAAUUUAGACACUUUAACAGUGAGGGGGAACAACAUUCGGUACUACAUUUUACCCGAUAGUUUACCUUUAGAAACACUACUGAUUGAUGACACACCCAAAGCCAAGGCAAAGAAGAAGGAGAGUGCUCGGGGGGCUGCCAGAGGCCGCGGGCGGGGCCGUGGCCGAGGCGGCCCCAGAGGCAGGGGCAGAGGAAGAGGGCGCAGAUAAAAACUGCACAGUUCAAUUAUUUAAGUUUCUUAAUUUCUUUUAGUUCCAAGUAUUUUUAUAAUUCUGCUAAAUUAAAAUAAAUCACAGGAUAAUGAA
This is a messenger RNA of Tribolium madens (black flour beetle), 589 nucleotides long. RefSeq names its product probable small nuclear ribonucleoprotein Sm D1 (gene SmD1). Gene Ontology annotation, molecular function: RNA binding. Gene Ontology annotation, cellular component: U4 snRNP; SMN-Sm protein complex; precatalytic spliceosome. The transcript is spliced from 2 exons. The record is from RefSeq and is a predicted model, not a curated record. Gene Ontology annotation, biological process: spliceosomal snRNP assembly; RNA processing. NCBI's taxonomy places the organism in Eukaryota, Metazoa, Arthropoda, Insecta, Coleoptera, Tenebrionidae. The coding region runs from base 128 to 493 and encodes 121 amino acids.